Messenger RNA from Clonostachys rhizophaga, 996 nucleotides. NCBI's taxonomy places the organism in Eukaryota, Fungi, Ascomycota, Sordariomycetes, Hypocreales, Bionectriaceae. The record is from the annotation of a GenBank genome assembly.
AUGGCCUCAAGAUACGCUCAAGUACACCAGUCCCCCAAAGGAGCCGGUGAUGCUCGACCCACCGCUCUGCAGAUUAUCAAAGACGAACAACUUGAGAACAAGUUUGUCGGCAAGAACAUUCUCAUCACCGGAUGUUCAUCUGGUAUAGGACUGGAGACAGCUCGAGCUCUUUUCGCAACAGGAGCGACGCUUUACCUCACGGCUCGAGACGUCCCCAAGGCAGAAUCAGAACUCGCCAGCUUGAAAGAGUCUGGUCGUGUUCACUUCCUCGAGCUUGAUCUCAAUUCUCUAGACAGCGUUCGCACAUGCGCUAGCAAGUUCCUCUCCCAAACUGAUCACCUACACCUAUUCAUCGCCAAUGCCGGAGUCAUGGCUUGCCCAGAAAGCCACACCAAGGACGGAUUUGAGACUCAGUUUGGAGUGAACCACCUUGCGCACUUUUUGCUCUUCAACCUGCUCAAGGAUGCCCUCCUCCGCUCGGCCACACCUGAACUCAACUCUCGCGCUGUCUUCCUCACCAGCGUGGGCCACCGCAUGGCAACCGUCAACUUUGACAACCUCAACCUGGAGGGCGCCUACAACGAAUGGGCCGCCUACGGACAGAGCAAGACAGCCGUGAUCUGGACCGCCAACGAGAUCGAUCGCCAAUUCAAGUCCAAGGGGCUCCGCGCCACGUCCGUCAUGCCGGGAGGCAUCAACACUGGACUGCAGAAGCACAUGUCCGACGACGCCAUGCAGAUGUUUGCAGGCGACGAAGUACAGGCGGCUUGGAAGACCCCGGAACAGGGCGCUGCAACCACCGUGUGGGCGGCCACUGCGAAGGCACUUGAGAACGAAGGAGGAAUAUAUCUCGAGAACUGUCAAAUUGGACACCCGUGGGAGGAGAAAAACGGGCAGUUGGGGGAUGGAUAUGCACCAUGGGCCUAUGACGAGGCUGGUGAAGCCAAGUUGUGGAAGGUCUCACUUGGUCUGGUUGGAUUGCAGAGCAAGGAAUAA